CACAGUGUGGUGAAUUAUGCCGGUGUACUGACUCAUAUUUAGAUGCCGACCGAGCUUAGGUUGCGUCCCAGAGUUUUUUAAGCGGCCGGAUCGGGACUCCCUCGAUGUUAGCCUUUCCCGGUGCUAUCGCUGCCGGGGGAAAAGGCGACAGAGGAGGCCAGGCUCGAAGACAUGGAGGCUAACCGUCCUUGCAGAGGGAGUGAGCUGUAGGACGUGGUGAAUUCUUUGAGGGGGGGGGUUGGCCCUCCUAGAAUGGACCCCGCCCACAUUGGAGGGGAUAUGUCACCUCUGUACGUGCCAAGAAAAAGAAAGUCUGUCCAGUCACAACCUAAAAGCGGAGUGCCAUGUCCAGUCUUUCCAACAGUUGUUCAGCGAAUGCCAGAAAGAGCCUGUGAAUCAAAUGCAGUCGGAUACCCUAAGAAUGACGAGUCUCAAGCCCAAGAUGCUCUAAAGAUGAAAAGAACUUAUGGUAGAAAAAGGUACGAGGACCUCCAGAGUGUCUCCAUAGGAACAGUAGAUUACCCAACCACCAGCUGCUCAGUGAUGUCAUCGGGUGAGCUGCCCAAUGGGGUGGAUCCUGGCUCCAUGGCUCCGCCCACAGCAAGGCUGCCUCCAAGACUGGUGGCAAAGGACGCGUGGCCUCAAGGUCCGGAGGCCGGCAGGGAGCAGUCCCAGCCUCAGGACCAAAGCUGGAACUCCAGCAGGGACAGAGGCCCCGAUGCCUGGGCCCCAGGUAGAGACCGACCCCAGGAGCAGGUCUGGAAUUCAGGCAGAGACCGAAUGGGACACUCCAGUCAAGACCAGACAUGGAUAGCGGGCAGGGACAGAGCUCAUACUGGACAGGACCAGGCCUGGAUGACGGGUCGGGACCGAGGUCCUGAGCAGGGCUGGGCAGCUGGCAGAGACCGAGGUCAGGAUCAGGCCUGGAACGCUGGCAGGGAUCCAGGAAGAGACCGGGCCUCCACAGGGCCAGAGCAGUCUUGGGGAUCUGGCCGAAACGAAGAUCAAGCCUGGAGCAACACGAGCAGAGACAGAGGACACGUCUGGAGACCUGACAUGAACAUGAAGAAGGUCCAGAGAGUGGAGAUGGAGCGGAGCCCUCCUGUUAAUAACUUCCCACAGCCCCAAGAGGGCAGAGACUCCUGUUCAGACGCAGCCAGUGUUGGUGAGGCCUCCACAGCCCAGCCCAGCGAGGAGCAGAAACCUCCGGUCUUCUCCACCAAGAAGGAGCCUCCUACCUACCCUCCAGGAAGUCAAGAGGAGCGCUGGCAGCUCCAGAUUGUGGCCAAAGGCAGAGUCACCUGUCCAAAAUGUAAGAGUGUGAGCAGAAAGACUGUGGAGGGGCUGAAGAAACACAUGGAGAACUGCCGACUGCAACCUUUUACCUGUCAACACUGUGGGAAACAGCUGAAGUCUUCAACAGGGAUGAAGUAUCACAUCAUGGCUGACCACAGCCAUCUGCCUUCAGCAGACGAUGCCAAGGGCCUGGAUGAUCGUGCCAUCAAAGACAAACUGCGCAAAAUCCUGAAGAGACUGGGCAAAUUAAAAUGCUCUAAAGAGGGCUGUAAUGCUGCAUUCACCAGUAUUAUGGGCUAUGUAUACCACAUGAAGAAGUGUGGGAAGGAGGAGUCAGAGCUGGAGAAGAUGUUGCUGAAUUGCUCUCACUGUGGGAAAACAUACAAAUCCAAGGCUGGUCUGGAGUACCACCUUAAAUCAGAGCACGCUCCUGUGCCCCAGAGGACUGAGGAAGAUGAGGCACUGAAGGCCCAGAAGGAGUCCAACCCAGAGAGGACGGCCAGCGGCAGGGUCCAACGAGCCUCGGCACAGGUGGCCAACUUCCACCUGGCUGAAAUCGCCAACAACGAGUUGCCCAAAGACUGGCCCAAGAGGAAGUUUCAGUCAGACCUGGUGCCCGAUGACAAAAAGUUAAAAUAUGCCCGACCAGGCCUCCCUGCCUUCAGCCAAGAAGUGCUGAGGAAGUGGAAGAAUGAGGUGAAGCUGCAGAGGAAAGUCCAGUGUCCCAACCAGGGUUGUGGCUGCACCUACACCAGUGUGUCUGGCCUGAAGGCUCAUCUGGGACUCUGCACAAGGGGUGACUUUGAGGCUGGAAAAUACAGAUGUCUCAUCUGCAAUAAAGAGUUUAACUCUGAGAGUGGAGUGAAAUAUCACAUCAACUCUGUCCAUUCACAGGACUGGUUUGUGACGAACAAAAAGGCCUCCAAGAAGUUUGAGAAGUUCCUCAAAAACCAGCCCAAGGAGGUUGUCCAUAAUGUGGACAAGCAGAUUGUGGAUCAGUACCACCAUCACCACCUCCAGCACCAUCAGCAGCAUCACCAGCACCAGCAUCAGCACCACCACCACCACCAUCACCAUCAGCAGCAGCAGCAGCAGCUCCAGCACCAGCCCCUGCAGCACCCUCUCCAGCCACUGCAUCACCUCCAGCACCAAACCCAGCUCCUCCAUCCAGAGCACCAGAACCUCCCUCCACAGGUGGAAACCCAGCUCCAUCAGCCCAUGCUCCACUACACCCCUCUAGAGCCUCCUGCGGGACCACUGUGGGUGGAUAUGGACCGGAGAGGAGCCAUGCCAGGGCCAGAGCAGGCCCCGAUUGAGAUGGAAAUGGCUGACGUUGACAAACCUGCAGAGGAAAGCAGCGGGAUGGUGGAGGUUAAAAGGAGAGAGAAGGGGGAGAGAGCAGGGGAGAGGGGGAAGGCUGAUGGGAAGCGGAAGGAUUGCUUCUCUUUCGGUGGUGGGGGUGGUGGUGGAGGUAGUGGUGGCAGCAGCAGCAGCAGCAGUAGCAGUAGCAGCAGUAAUACAGGCAGCUCAUCCAGCGAAUCAGAGGUGGAGCAGCAGGACCGACAAAGACAGAUUGACCAGUGGAAUCUGAAAAGACCAGGCAUCAUGGAGCCCUACCCUGAGGCUGGAAAGCGACAAAGGAACACUUAAAAAGGCCCUAAAAAUGACACUAAGCUUAACACUCGUCUAACGCUCUCACGCACCAGAGCUGAUUUUAACAGAGGUAGAAAAAGAUACCAUCGGGUGUCCGUCCACACUUUGCCAGUUGUGACAGUGUGACAUAGACGAAAACAAACCUAAUUUUCCACAAGACAAACAGGUAAGAAGGCAGCUUAUGACAGAGUAACAAUUUUUAACUUCCGAUGCUUUGGAAGUUCAGAAAGCUCUUAGGUGAUGAUGGAUAUCUUCAAGGAAACCUCAAGGUGUCAGCGUGGAUACGAGACUUCUGGUUUAGAGGCUGUUUCUCUGUAUUGAAAUGGUCGUCACUGUAUAGCCCUGAGAAAUGUAGUUAUACCGUUUAUCUGUGUGUUUAUACUGUAUGUAACAGAUUCUUUUCACCUACUUUAAACGUCUUAUUCUUUUAAGAAGUUUGAUAAACACUUCUCGUCUUUUAUGUUCACCUUUAUAGGGAAAAAAAUUACUCUAAACUGAAGAGAGGAUGCUUCACUAUAGUAUUUUGUUAGACUUGUCUAGUUGCUCACUCUCGGAAAACGUUUUGUGCCUCUUAAGUAUGAUCUAUAUAACUUCAUACUGCUCAUCAACACUUUUAAUUACAAAUUAUUUGCCUUUUGUGGGCUGAAUAAUGUUGGAAAUAUAACUUUUCUGGUCAAAUGUGAUAGAAAAGAGGUUCUCCCUCACCUUUUCUCUUCCUUUACAUUAUUUUUAUCUGUGGGAUUUAAAGUUUUGUUUUUUUACUGUAUAUUGACCAUGAAAGCACCUUGGUUCAUGACUGGCUUCAAGCUGCCAUCCUUGAACCAAGUCUUCUGGCAACUUCUGGUAAGAUGAAAGAAUCCGUUUGCACCUGUGCUCAGUGCAGUUACAGGAGUUAUCGCAGGCAAAUCACAUGUGAAGAGCAAUGAAGCAGAAAGAAAAAAAGAAGUUAAUAGAUAUACUUAAUAGAUAUACUUCAACACUUUAGUAAACACUUUAUUUCUGAAAGAUGAGAAGACCAACACCACUCUUGAUAAGUCCGAAAAACCGAUUCAUCUCCCUCCGGUACUUCUGUGCCGAGUGUCUCUGGCUAUGCUACAACAUUUUGCUAAGACAUAGCGACAGCAUUUUAAAACCACAUAUUGAUGUUGUUACAUUUAUGUUUGUGGAGGGAUUAAACUAAUGAGAUACAGCUUGUUGAGUAGCGAGCGUUAAUAGUUUUGGUAAGGGUAGUUUUGUACUUGGGACAGAGCCAGGCUAGCUGUUCUCCCCUGGCCUUUAGUUUUUAUGCUACGCUAAGCUAUUCGCACCCUGGAUCUAGCUAUGUACAUAACACAGACAUGAGAGUGGUCUCAAUCUUCUCAUCUAAAUCUUGGAAAGAAAGUAAAUCACUUUAUUACCUCCGCCAAGGUCUGUUUGUUUGUUGGUUUUUUUUUUUUUGGUUGUUGGUUUGUUUCUCAGCAGGAUUACGCAAAAACUACAGAACUGAUUUGCACCGAACUCGGUGGAGGGGUGAAGCAUUGGCCAGGGAAGAACCCAUUAGAUUUGGGGGCAGUUCCGGAUCAUUUAGAAGUCAGAUGUGUAUUGUUUGACGUUGGCCUUGGCGGAGGUCUGCGCUCUGCUGACCGUGUUUUCCAGUUUCUCAAGAUAUUACUCGAGAUACUCCUUUUUAAAAAAAAGGGUUUGACAACACACGUCAGCCUACAGCAUGAUACUAUUCUCAACACUCAUUUUCUAAUUAACAGAAACAUCAAAAAGUAAAAAUGUGAUUAAUGUGAUUAAUUAGAACUUGAAAUUGAUCCCAACGGUGAGUGAAGCCCAUGUCUAAAUGUAGUUUUGAGAUAUGUAUUCUUGUAGUCUCUUAAAAGUUGUUGAGAUGUUGGAAUCUUUCAUUUGCGGUAAUGUGUUUUUUUUUUUUCUGUUCUUGUUGAUGUUUGUGUUUUCUUUUUUUUAAUCUUAGUUUUACAAAAAAAAAAAAACAUCAAAGUAUAGACCGCCACCUCAAUACAUUCACACUUCAACAAUGGACUGGUUUCCAUUGAUGUAAAAUAAAACAUCUUAGAAGGUCCAAUUGCUAGCUCUCUGCCAUCUUGUGGUCUUCCUCAGUGGAUGAUUUUUGCUCAUUCGAUGGGCAUGUGAUGAUAACUGAGAUAUCUCCAUGACAACUGAGCCAAUGCCAUCAGCUGAAAAAGACAGCAGAUGUGGUUGAAAGUUCUGUAAAAACAGAGUAAGUGGACCCUAAGUGAGGAUGUUUUUACGGUUGCUACUAAUAAUUAGUUUCAUCAUGGACUAAUCUGCUGAUUAUUUUCUUGAUUAAUCAAUGAGUUGUUUUGUCUAUAAAAUGCCCAUCACCGUUUUCAACAAAGGUGACAUCUUUAAAUGUCUUGUUUUGUCCAACCAACAGUCCGAAACAAAAGUUAUUAAGUUUCAGCAAAGAACAUGAUUAAAUCUGCACAUUUGGGAAACUGGAACUAGCAAAUUUUUGCUUUAUAAAAUGAGUGAAAUGAUUAAUCAUUUAUUAAAAUAGUUACCAAUUAAUUUUCUGGCGAAUGACUAAUUGAUUAAUCAACUAAUCAUUUCAGCUGUUAUGUUUUUGUUAAACUGCUUUUUCCAUGUUAAGAAUGAACUUAAAUGCUUGAUUUUUUUUUUACCGAUUUGUUGUUUUUUUGUUUUUGUUUUUGUUUUUUUUUAACCACAAAUACAGCUGAAGUCCUUUUAAACAUUCCAGGUAUGUCUGUUGUUCACAUCACAAAGUAAUAUCAGCAGGGAAUCAAAAGAAAGCACAGAAAUAUGAUGGUUAAUCAAAAAACGAGAGCCAGUAAAUAUGUUGAGGACGUCUGGCGACUUAUUGAUUAUUUUACAGUGCAGUGCGGUCGGAGUGGAUGAUUUUUGAUGGCCAAAUGAACAGAAGUAUACGGCAGCACGCAUCCUCUCCACCUCACCGACGCAGACAUUGACACAGAUGAACUACAAUGACGGAAAGCUAACAAGCAUUAAACGUGGAGGCUGGGUGUUUUUCUUUUCUGUUCAUUCUUCAAAUACAGACCUGCUUUUGUUUCACAGAAUAUUUAACCAACAGCAUGUAGCCUAAUGUUUGUGUACUCUGAAUUUUGUAUCUACUAUGGUGGUGUCUGGUUGUGGAUGGUUGUCAUUGUUGUCAUUUGUUUGUGGCAUUUUAACACUAUUUUUUAUAUAUUUUACAACUUUUUUUUUUGCAUUUAUGAAUGUAUUCGUUUCCCUUCUGCUGUGCACUUCUGUUAAGCCAGUUUUCCUCUUGAAAGGAUAAUUAAUUUAUCAUUUCUCAUUGGAUUUGAUUUGAAACACUCAACGAGGAUUACCCUUUAAUCUGUGAAUCUGUCUAUAACAAACUAUGUAAAAAAUAUUUACUGUAUCUGAUUCUGUUUAAAGUGCUUUACCCUUCACUGCCCUCCAUCAGAUGCCUUUUGGAAGAACAGCCUGUGUCAUUUAAGUUAGAAACGUCCUAGUACAUGGGAAGUAAUUCAAAAAGCAUGAUUUCUUUUUAUUUUUUAUUAUUCACCAUGGAUCUCAAGAAGUGGUGGAAAACAAGUUCAGUACCGCUUACUGACUUUGAUUAUUUUGCUUCAAGCCUUGUGAGAAGCCUGAGAACCCCUUUUCUAUUAGGGAUCCUAGCACCAGCAUCACUCAUUUUUUUUAUUUUUUACUAUGAUUAUAUCUUUUCUAUUGAAAAGCGUCAUUUGCAUGGUAGCUCUGUAACUUCGUUGACGGACAAACGUAUGUUAAACCACCUUUUUUAACCUGUAUGCAGCCAUUCUCUUGCGCCGGGUCAGUUAGCCUUUGAUUCCAAAGUGUGUUGAGUGAUUGGACCCCGGUAUAAUUGCAUGCAAGUCUAGUUUUUAUUUUUAUCUUUACUUAAAUCUUUCAUUUAACCAGGAUGGACUUUGGAGAUUGAAGACUCUUCUUCAAGGGUUCUAGCCAUGUUAGCAUUACAUUGCUUGUAGAGCUAAUCAGUUGUUGAAUUGUUUACCAAGACUUUGAUGAAGUCUGAAUGUGUUGUGGUGGUGCUUUUUACUCUGUUUAGCCACUGUGGAUGUUAGUGCUUGUGGUAAAUACCCAGUACUUCCCAAUAAUAAUCAUAAUAAGAUAAUUAAUCAAAUUAUUUUUCAUAGCCUAAGCCAGAGGUUUCCAACCUUUACGGCUUGUGAUACCUUAAUAUCAAGCGGUAUUUACUUGUAACCCAUGGUCACCGUAACCCAUCGUUUAUAACCAAGUCAACAAAAAAGUAAGAAAAGUAAAAGUAACUGAGUACUUUUUAUUAAUAUAUUGCCCAGUCAUUUCUAAGGAAAAAAG
This is a messenger RNA of Xiphias gladius (swordfish), 7275 nucleotides long. It is a transcript of the gene znf512, whose product is annotated as zinc finger protein 512. Gene Ontology annotation, molecular function: zinc ion binding. The transcript is spliced from 16 exons. The coding region runs from base 253 to 2946 and encodes 897 amino acids. NCBI's taxonomy places the organism in Eukaryota, Metazoa, Chordata, Actinopteri, Istiophoriformes, Xiphiidae. The record is from RefSeq and is a predicted model, not a curated record.